Dichomitus squalens LYAD-421 SS1 is the source of this 1932-nucleotide messenger RNA. RefSeq lists its product as uncharacterized. Gene Ontology annotation, molecular function: protein binding. The record is from RefSeq and is a predicted model, not a curated record. The transcript has a single exon. The coding region runs from base 49 to 1932 and encodes 627 amino acids. NCBI's taxonomy places the organism in Eukaryota, Fungi, Basidiomycota, Agaricomycetes, Polyporales, Polyporaceae.
CGGUACGCUAGGUUGCUACGCGACACUCGCUGACGAAUCUUGCACAGAAUGAGCUACUACAGUAGCACUGACGCACCUCGGGGAGGUGCGUUCCUCGGUGACUCGAAUACUUACAGAGGACACUCGGACGACCUUCCAUAUCCCGACUACGCCGACGUCCUUUCAAUUCAGGAUCGUCAUUGCCUUUCGGGUCUGUCCCCGCCUCAGACGAGAGCGUGGACGCUCCUCAGGAUUGAGCGAUACAGAGCAUGCAUCCUGGCUCUCUGUUCUAUUCACAACCUCGCGACCCCGCUACACACCUCCCUUCCCACAGAGAUAUUGGUCUAUGUCUUCACGCAAAUCCGACCGACAAGCCGGAAAGACAUCGGUCUGGCACAUGUCUGUCGUCUCUGGCGUUCUGUGCUAAUGCGGACGUCCGUGUUCUGGGCAAGUUUGUUGGAAAUGAAGAUAGACGUCUCUUCAGUCUCCGACAAUACCGUGCUAUCAACACUAUUGAAGAGGUCAUCCCCACGUAGCCUCAGUCUCUACGUAUCCGAGUUCCCACCUCUCUUAUACGAUAUCCUGCACCCUCAUUUUUCACGUCUUACGCACUUCAAGGCGAGGAUAUCGCUUGACAACCUACCGGAACUGUACGAAGCCCUCAACACUGGAAUGCCUACCCUCCAAGCCCUCGAGAUUGGCCUUUCUCAGCAUGGAGCGGAGUUAGCCAGAUCACUAAGGGAGGCGCGAACCACGAACCCCGAUGUGGUCCCUCAGCUCGAAAGGGCUAACGUGCCCUGCCUGCGUACGUUGGUCAUCCCUGGCUUCCUUUUCACCAACUCUUCUGCUCUUCCUUCUCUUCGCAGCCUGAACCUGAGCAACUGCAGCUGCCAUUUUUGCAAGUGCCGGUUCAGUCCCCGUCUAACCGUUCUCUUACGAGCCCUCGAGCAGGCCGCCAACCUGCGGAGCUUGACAUUCCAGCGAUGCCUUUUGCAUAACACGGAAUUCAAUGGAGAGCGCCCAAUCGUCGCACUGCCGCAUCUGGAGAACUUUGCAGCUUGGGAGACCGUCUUCGUUCUGCGCGAAGUUGUAGCCGUCAUCUCGCCUCCGCCUACUGUAUCGUUGCAGCUCCGUGUAUGGCCCGGGAGCGACAGUCUCUCAUUUUCUCACUGGCUUCGCCCCCACGCAGGCUACCGGGCGAUUCUAUCUUCUGUCGAUGCAGUACAUAUCAAGGCCACCUGCGUUGGGUCCCAGACGUCCUCAUUCGUCAUUCGCAGUUAUACCGGGAGUGACAUACGGCUCUCUAUCAACGUUCCCGGGCAGAAUGCCAUGGUGCGCUCGAUGGUGGCCAAUGGCGUGCCGCUCGUAGAAGAGGUGAUAAGUCUCUUCGGAUCGGCUCCGGUUAACAAGCUCGUCGUGGAAGUCAUCGACGGCGUCCCAAGGCACACGGUCCUCGGUGUACCGGACUGGGUGACGCUAUUCACCGCGUUCCCUGGCAUAGUGACCGUGGAGGCCGCAUUCCGCCAUUACUGCUCAUCGAGCCCCUCGUUACUGCGGCAAACACAGGCCACUGCCGAUUGCGUGUUCGAUGGCGCACAUUGGCAAGGACUGGUGUGGCCUUUGGGCAAGGCCAACCCCAUCGCGCCUCCGAUGUGUCCAUCGCUCCAGCGACUCGAGAUUACAAUAGAGGAGGACCGCAUGAUCUCCCAAUUCUACCGUAUCCUUGGCGGAGUCCUCAGAAUUCGAUUCGAGGCAUUCGGGUAUCGACUUGCGCACCUUGCGCUACGCGUCCGACCUGAACGCUGUCAUGCUCAACGAAUACAAAGUCUAGCAGCAUCGGACUCGACCCGAACAUAUCCGGAGGAGCUACUCAGGCCGUUCGUAGAAGACCUUCAGGUCAGCAUGCAGCGUUCAGGGGAUUCGUAUAGCCGUAGCAGCACGCAGGGGGAGUAG